Molecule: messenger RNA, 1377 nt
Organism: Prorocentrum cordatum
Lineage: Eukaryota; Dinophyceae; Prorocentrales; Prorocentraceae
Source: the annotation of a GenBank genome assembly
AGACAGCACUUGGCGUUCUAGCACGCCUGGACGUGCCAGGGGUCACGGUGGCGGAUCGGCUCGGAGUACACGGUGCACGGCAUUCGAAUCCAAAAUUGGGGCGAUACGACACAUGAUGUAAAACAGGCUGUGCUGUACGCGUCGACGACGCAAGGCGGAGCAUUCAACACGGUUGUUGCUUCAUUAGGAUCAGUGGCCACUGGAAUUAGUAGCGCGCAGGAUUUUGCCAUCGUUUAUAGUUCCCCUGUGCAACACCUUCGAUUGGUGAUCACACGAACAGGCACUGGUUACCAACCAUAUAUUCGGGAAAUCGCGUUUCAACUUGAGGCCAGUCAGACGCCCAGCCCGACGCAAAGUCAAACGCCCAGCCCGACGCCCAGCCUGACGCCCAGCCCGACGCCCAGCCCGACGCCCAAUCCAGCAAAUAGCGCUGCUGCCACUGGAGAUCCACACCUGCAUAAUAUUUUUGGGGAACAAUUCGACUUAAUGAAGACGGGCAGCCAUGUUCUAAUCAACAUUCCUCGUGGAACCAGUGCCGAAAACUCAUUGCUUCGCGUUCAGGCCGAGGCGCGCCGAUUUGGUGGCAGUUGCGCGGAUUUGUAUUUCCAAGCAUUGAAUGUUACAGGUUUGUGGGCAGAGGCUAAGCAAGCAGGAGGGUACCACUUCGACUCGCACAGGGGUGUCAAUGAGAAUUCAAAAUGGUUCACUCUUGGCUCCGUCGAGGUCAAAGUUGCCCAUGGGCGAACGCAAGGCGGUAUCCUGUAUCUGAACUUCUACGUUAAACAUCUGCGGCACGCUGGCUUCCCCGUGGGGGGCUUGCUGGGAGAGGACGACCACCAGGACGCAACCACGCAGCCAGUUGAAUGCAAGGAGCUAGUGGCCUUGCGCACAGCUCUUCAGAACACCGACACUUCUGCGCGUUCUGUUGCCACCGCGAAGUUGGCAUGAGGUUUCUCCAGCUCCACUGAGCCACGCGAGGGCCCUUGAACGCGGCAUGGGCGCCAGUGGUUCACAUGUGCCCUCAUCGGCAUUCUUUUGCUUCGCCCGUCUCCUCGCCCGGUCCUCGCUUGCUUUUUUUCUCUUCGGUUUUCUCCCAAGGCUUUCUCCGUCCUCGGCGGCUUCGUCUCCUUUUCCUGCCGCUUUUGGGGCGCGGCGCGCGGAGCAGAAGGACCGCGCGCUGCCGAGCAGAGGCGACGUGAGCAGGGCCACGCACUUUCCGCAGAUUUCCCCUUUACUGAGGGUACGCCGGUUCUGGUGGCACCUUGCUCUCCCCUUCUGCUUCAAAGGACAAAAAGAGGAGGGGCCGGCUCCGUGGCCGCCUGUGGUCGGGCCGGGCUGGGGCAGGAAUCGAUCGUUCCAGAGCGUGCCCGAACGCGC